AUGGCCCUCGAAAAUUUUACUGAAGACGAAAACCAUAGAACUGUCGAAGAACUGUUCUGCUCGGCUGAAUUUGUCAGCAGUGUAGAGAGUGAGCUUAUAUUCUUUUCAGCUCUAAAUAUUUUUUUUUUCGUCACUGCAUUUCUGGGGAACACUCUGAUCCUAGUUGCUCUGCACAAGGAAACUUCACUUCAUCCGCCGUCCAAACUCCUGUAUCGUAACCUAGCGAUAACUGAUCUCUGUGUUGGUAUCAUUGUGGAGCCUUUGGCUGUGACUUAUGGGACUUCUGUUGUGAAAGAAAGAUGGGAUAUUUGCUAUUACGCAGUUCGGGCAGGAACUUUCCCAAGUUUUAUUUUCUGUUCAGUGUCUUUAUUAACAGUGACUGCAAUAAGCGUGGACAGACUUCUCGCGUUGUUGCUGGGGCUCGAAUACAGAGAAGUUGUAACUUUUAGAAGAACAUUUAUAACUGUGACUAGUUUUUGGAUUUUGUCCAUCGUCGUUGUAUCUACUGUGUUUUUGAAUCUUCGUAUAAGUUCAUGGUAUCUAUGCAUAAGUAUAGCUUUGUGUCUGGUCACCACAAUCUUCGCUUACGCAAAAGUUUUCGUUACCCUGCGUCAUAACCAAAUUCAUGUUCAGAGCCAUGCUGCUCAAGGACAACCGAGCCAAGCGAUUCCACUGAACAUAGCUCGAUACAGAAAGGCAGUGUACAGUGCACUGUGGGUGCAGGGAACAAUGGUUAUUUGUUAUCUGCCGUAUGUUAUAGUAGUAGCUUUGGCACUUUCUAGAGGGAUGUCUUCAUCCCUUCACCGUGCUUGGCAAUUUACGGUUACUUUAGUGUAUUCGAACUCGUCAUUAAACCCGUUGUUGUACUGCUUGAAGAUCAGAGAAGUAAGGCAAGCUGUAAAAGUAACAUUAAGGCAACUUUUCUGUUGAUCGAGUUAGCCUUCUACGCUUUCCAUCUGUUGAUUCCUGCUCUGAUAUUUAGCAGUUAACUGUAAUGUAUUGUAUUGUAAGCUCAUUUUAAGAAACAAGGCAUAUCAACUGUUUUUUCAAGGGAAACGUAUAUUGUUCCUGCUGGUUUAAAGAUGUUAUAGUUUUUAUUUAGUGGCAUGCAGUGUAAAUGGCCUUACGAAUAAACAGGUAACAAAGAAACAAAUAGGAUGGAAUAGGAUGUUGAUUUAUAUUUAGUAAUACAACAACUUUGCACGUUCAUCACGUUUUUUUGUACAUACUUCUUUGCCGUCGUUGCACGACUACGACGUGAAAGUUACUCAUUUCACUUUUUUGGAGGACGUGAACGACUUCCUUUUUGUUUUCCUGAAUUUCGAGACAAUACAGUGUUUAAUACGAAUUCACCUCCAGAAAAAAUUACCAACAUUUGCCGAAUAUUAAACGAGAUGGAAUAAGUGCGACCAGUUGACUAAAGAGUAGAUGGGCGGGUUUUAUCAACAGAGGCGAAUAUAAAAUUUCUCAUAGUACUUCUGUAUCCUUUUGAAUAUGUCCAGAGGCCGGCUUUUCAUCGAAUUUCCCAGCUUUAGAUACCCGUAAAAUUCGUCGCAGGGCAAUGUUCUCCGUUACACUGAGCAGGAAGAAGCCAUGUCCAGUUACAGCCGACCCCUCCCCUCUUUUAAAAAACAAAUCUCUCUCUCCCUAGGGGAGGGUCGUCUGUACUCAGGCUAUACUUUCUAGUAGGCCCAAACAGAACUCUAGUGUGUCAAGGUUUGGAUUUUUCAUUAUAGAGGACCCCCAGCAAAGUUUUAAGAUAUCACGCUUGCAGCUCGUUAGAAUAAGUUUGUUUCAGUCGUGGAACUGAGAAAAGUUAACAUUUGACGUGCCCUCCAAUGGGGUACAUUUGUAUAUUAAAACUUCAAAACUCUUCGAAUGUCAAAAAGGCCUUUUAAAAAGACCGUUCUCAACACGUUUCCGCCUUUUUAAGCGGAAUUCAUUCUAUGCCUUAUCAGUUAUUCGUAUAUUUGUUAAGCCACGUGAGCUGUUUUACUUAAUUGACGGUUUCCGAUAGCACAUGGACAUGAUUAAAAGGCGGCAUUCUAUAGCCCUUACUAGGAGCUAUAGUAAAACGAUAAAACAAUACUAACUAACAAUACAGUUUGAUUAAGUAUUAUGGCUCUCGGUAUUCCCCAUUUUCAGUGACAAGUUUUGACCGUUACGCGGCAAAAAUGAGUCACGUGACUAAGACUUAGAGUAGAAAAGCUCAGCAAAUGAAUGUAAACGUGGAAAGGAACCUGUUUGCGAAGUUUCACAAAGAUGGAGGAGAGGAAUGUUUCUCCUUGAAAUGAAAAUCCACCGAAUUCGUGGUUGAGUCAAAGCCUUAAUACACAUGAGAAGGAGAAGAGUGGCUCCAUCAAAUGACUUUCAUAUCUCUUUAUAGGAAAAUAAGAAGAAAUGUCUAUGUAAUUUAAAGUUGGAUAAAUUAAAAUUUUCACAGAAUGACUAAUGAGAUCUAUUGAUUGUCUCGAACAUCAAAACAUCGCUCGUUGCACCACAGGUGUUGGAGUCCUAAAAGAUAGGCUUCGUCGAAUAAUUUCAUCGCUCAAGACUAAUUUUUUUUUUCCCCUUAAGGGAAGAGCUGAGAAUAAUUAAGUAUUUAAAUUUCAGUCUCAAUUAAAGACGCAAGACAUUCUACACCUCCUGUGUUGACUUUACCAAUGGUCAAGUUUUAUUGCGUGGGCCGGCUGCAACGUUGGCUAAUAGCUUAAGCCUGAAAAAAAGUAUCCCUUUUUGGUGAAGCCUUUCCCAUCAAACGAUAAAGUACACUCUUCCCCGUGGCUUAUACCGGAACUGAGCUGCUAUAAAAAUUGAGACAUCCGUCAAAACUUCUGAUCAGUGAAGUAGAAAUAAUUGAGGCGCAAAAACCACUUUUUUAUCAAAAUGUAAUAUGAGGCAAUUACUUUUUUUGAAAAAAUGCUUAAUUUAAGAUGAAGGAUCACCGGAGGGGUUAUAGCCUGUUUAGGUGUUCAGAUAUUGGGACGACGACAUGAGGCUAGAAGAGGUUCGUAAAGAUCCAAAAAAUGAUCCACUGUAAACAAAGGCCUUCUAAUGCUUGCUAACGUUUUCUAAGACACUCAGUUUUGUCAGGAAAAAUGCAAAUGUUAGUGACUGUGUAAUUAAUGCUCAGGAAAUUAGUUAUUAAAACAGGGUACCCUCUCUAAGAGAUAGGCAGGUGGGCAGUAAUAGUUCGUUUUUUUAGGAGUGAACAAAAGCCCACGUUCCAUAUAUUAAAAUUCUAACAUGACUCCGAGACUCCGAGACUCCGAGACUCCGAGACUCCAAAACUCCGAGACUACGACACUCCAAAACUGCAGGUUUUUUUACGACUCCAUUGUCCCGCAAUUCCCGGAAGAGAUUUGAGCACAAAGAACACCAAACCAAAUAUAGAAAAAUGACCAGAAAGCCUCGAAGUCAUGUUAGAAUUUUAAUAUAUCGCAUGUGGGCCAUUGUACUGUAUGUCGAUCAUCUAAUUUCACGAGACCUCUAAUAGUUUUCUGUCUCGUUGCAGGUUCAUAAGACCUGCUUGUUUUUGUUAAAAGGGGUGGUUAUAAACAGUUAUGAAACAAGAAAGAUUAAGAACUUUUAAUUAAAAACAGCGUGCGUUUACCUGAUUAGCUCUCUGACAAGAUAAUGCAACCAAUUGGUGAAAAUAGAAUAUUAAAUACCUAUUUUCUCCAAAGACCCCUUAGGUCUGAACAGGGUUAAAAUACCAGGUAUUAAUAUCGGCGGGAAUUAACAUACCCGUAAUAUAUAAGAAACGAGUGUUAUUCAUGUUACAUCUUAUGAUAUAAUAAGACUAAUAACAGACACCAAAAUUAACAAAAUUAAACUCAGCUCUGUUUUGUUUUCGUUAGAAACAGGAUCGUGAUGCUUUACAGAUUGAAGAAUUAGCAGCGUCAAUACCUAGCCUUGGCUAAUUACAUUUAACUUUAAAGAUGAAGGAAUGUUAUUCUUCCUCAUUGACAUCCCGCAUUUUAUAUAAGAGUGAUAUAUAAAUGAAGGGUUUGCUUCCCCUAAGAUGUUCAUGAUGUUUUCGUACGUUUUCCCUUUCAUCAAAACGGACCCAAAAUUAAGCGUUACCCUAAUUGAGUCUCAAUUGUUUUAAACAUGUGGAUAUCUUUUUUCAGCCAUUUUAACAUGCGUGGUCAGUACGUAAAGCAAAUAUACCUAAUUACAAUAACGUUGUCUUAGAAAAAUUUAAUUGGGAAGGAGUGGUGGCUAAAGCUUACAUUAAACCUUAAAAAAUCUUGAGUUAUUGGAAUUUCCUUGAAAUUACUGCGAUAUGUCACGUUGCCAUGUAAUGCGCCGCCAACAAAAAAAGUUAUUUAAAUCAACGGCGAGUUUAGGUUUCACCUGUGACAUAACACCUGGCUCAUCAUAGUUCGGUCAGUUAGACUGAAGACCCUUUUUUGUAUGUUAAUGCUUUUUGCAAAUUGUUUCUGACCAAUAAUUCUGAAACUGAUGCGGCAAAAUGAAAAAGGGAAUUACAAUGCCGAUGCCCGUUUAGUCAAAUAGUUGCCGUGACUUGAAAGAUAACAAAUUGAUACUCUGUAUCUCCUUUCACCCAAAUUAAGAUUCUGAGUAUUUAUAUAAAACACUCAAUUGUAGGUCAUUGCGUCUCAGAGGAGUAGUAUGGCACUGACAAAUUUCACCGAAGAUGAAAAUCAGAAAAAAGUCGCUGAACUGUACUGCUCGGCUGAACUAUUCAGAGGUGUAGAUGGCGAACUUAUCUUCCUCUCAGCUCUAAACGUUUUCCUGUCCAUUGCAGCAUUUCUGGGGAACACUCUGAUCCUAGUUGCCCUACACAAGGAAACUUCGCUUCAUCCGCCGUCCAAACUCCUGUAUCGUAACCUGGCGAUAACUGAUCUCUGUGUUGGUAUAGUUACAGAGCCUUUGUUUGUGACUUAUUGGACUUCUGUUGUGAACCGAAGAUGGGAUAUUUGCCACUACACGAGGCUGGUACUAUUUUUCUCAGGUUCUACUUUGUGUUAUGUGUCUUUAUUGACACUGACCGCUAUAAGCGUGGACAGACUUCUCGCCUUGUUGCUCGGGCACAGAUACAGACAAGUUGUAACUUUGAAACGAACACAUAUAGCUGUAACUGGUUUUUGGAUUUUGUCCAUUGUAGGAGCAUCUACAACCCUUUGGAAUACUCUUAUAACUUUAUGGUUUCAACCCAUCUUUGUAGCUCUUUGUCUAAUGACCACAAUGUUCGCUUACACAAAAAUUUUUCUCUCUCUGCGUCAAAAUCAAAUUCGUGUUCAGAACCAUGUUGCUCAAGGACAACCGAGCCAACCAAUCCCAUUGAACAUAGCUCGAUACAGAAAGGCAGUGUACAGUGCACUGUGGGUGCAAGGAACAUUGGGUAUUUGUUAUCUUCCAUAUAACAUAGCCGUCUUUUUGACACCUCGGAGAGGGAUGCCUUUAUCGAUUUACCUUGCCAGGAAUUUCACAGUUAGCAUGGUUCUCUUAAACUCGUCAUUAAACCCGUUGCUGUACUGUUGGAAAAUCAGAGAAGUAAGGCAAGCUGUAAAAGAAGCAUUAAGGCAACUCUUCUGUAGAUCGAGUUAGUUUUUUUACGGUUUCCAUCCGUUGAUUCGUGCUCUAUUUAAAACUUGCUUUCAAGGUAAAAUUAUCUGGAUUUAACGCAGUUAACGUUAUCACUGUAAAUGUAUUGUAUUGCAUUUUAUUGUUGCUGUCCUGUUGGAAGGUCAGAGAAAUAAGACAAGCUGUAAAAGAAACGUUAAGGCAACUCUCCUGUUGAUCGAGUUAGUUUUCUGAGCUUCUCAUUCCAGCUCUCUCUUGCCAGCUCUUAAUUCUACUUGAAUCCUGGUUGAUAUUAAGCGAUUUUUAACUGUAAGUAUACUAUAUUGAAAGCAUAUUUUAUGACGGCAUGUAAUCUGUUCUGUAGGGGAAGAAUAUUAUUCUUGGUCUAAAAAUCCAAAGGUGUUAUCUUUAUUGUUUAGUGACAUGAAGUGUAAACAACACGCAAGAGCUUGUUCAUUUACGAAUAAAGAGCUAAUAAAGAAAUAUUGUUUAAGGGCUCCUUUCCUUUGUCUCUUCUUCUUCAUUGUUUCCAAUUCCAAAAAUCUCUUAAUUUCAUUAGGAUGCAAAUGAAAGAUACUGAAAGGGCACAUAUUAACAUUGCCUAAAAACAUUUGCUUAAUGAUUAACACCUACGGGUUACCCUCCCCUGAGCCCCUCGAGGUUAUGCGAUUGCCUAGUCCCCAGGUUCAUUAAUCCGCGGGGCCUACGUCACCGAAAUGCAUUGACCGAGAACGCCUAGGAAGACGCUGGACAUGGCAACCUCGUCUCCAGGGCGCUUUUCUCUGGCUUUGGGAGUGGGGCAAGAUAGUUGUGCCUUAGUAAACUACUGUGGGUAUUGACUACACAAUAACAUUUUACAUUUUGCCGAAACACGGUCACAAAAGAAAAAUUGUAGCAUGUGUCAGAGGGCGCUCGUUUUUGUUUACGAAAAAUGUUUCCUUUUGGCGUGAAAGCAAAUCCACGCGACCGCAUUUAAAUGUUUUGCAAGAAAGUGCCACCAUCGUACUAUGUAAUAUACCCGAAAAACCUAGCUUUAUUAUGAGGGGGGUACAAGAACUUUAUCGGUAAGUACUAACUGUUAAAUACUUGGACAAACGACGGCGAAGUAAAACCGGAUCUUGGUGUUGAUCAGGAUCAGUAAUGAGAAUAAAACGUAAAGUCAAAUGCAAGCUGGCAGCCAAAAGAUAGGGUAUUAUUUAAUUGCCCGAUAUUUUGGGUAGACAAUACUAUCCUUCGUCUGGGGCUACAAAAAGCAAUAAUAAAUUCUUUUAAAUAAGCGGUUGAAAAAAAAAAACAACAACAACAAACAGUCGAUACUUCGCUUCCUCCAUGAGUUUUUGGAAGAAAAUCAAAAGUACGAAUAACAAGAAUCUGUGUGUCGAGAAUUUAUUUGCCGGACUAAAAGGUAUAUUAACAUAAAAAGCAGCCAGCAGGUGUUUAAAAUGGUUAGGGCCGCUUUGUUAAAAGAAGACAAAUUGAGGUGAUAAUCAAAAUUAGUAGAAAAAUAUUGUUGCUAUAGUGAAUAUCAUUAUUUUAUACCCAAGCAUAAUUGAUAGUUAUGGGGUUUCGUUCACUUUAACGAAACGUGUGUCCUUAUGGAUAUUGCUAUUUUGCUUUUUUAACGGAUGAGCUGUUGGCAAGAAAUCUAGGGAAAAGAAAAUUAAAAACACGAAUAGCAAGAAUCUAUAUGUGUCGUGAAAUUUUAUGUACUGGGCUAUAAAACAUAUAUUAACAUAAGAAGUAGUCAGGUGUUUCAAAUGAUCACGGAUGCUAAGCAGGCUAAGUUUUAAAAAAAGACAUAAGCUAUAAUCAAAACUAUUCUAAAGAAAAUUUUUCUUAGUUGCAAGUUAGAGUGGAUAUCUUUAUUUUAUACCUAAUUAUUAUUGAUAGUUAUGGGGCUCACUCAAUCGAAACCUAUCUCAACCGGCCCAAAAAUUAUAAACAAACCAGUUUGGCAUCUUUGGACUGUUAAGACUUCCUUUCUACAAGAAAACUCUUUGCAAAUGUCUGUCAAAGCUGGCCGCGCACGAAUUAGCAGUUUAAUUGUUGAAUAAUUAAAGGCCCUUUCUAAGUUUCUUUUUCCAGUCAUCUGAAGUCGGUUAAUAACUCACAUGUAUUACGCUCUGCUAGGAGACUCGAGCAUAUUUGUAUGCAGCUUGUGUUGAAUUGACCGAAUUACUGGAACUUACAGCGAUGUUAAGGAAGAAAACGUCAUGCAGACUUGUCUCACCGACAACAUAUACCUAAAAAGUCAUUAAAAUGGUCCGUAAGUCAGUUUCACCUGACUCAUUAUAGUUCGACUAAUGUUUGUUUGAAAAACUAGACAACUUUGCUGUAUCCUUUUUCCUCGUGUGGUACGACUAAAAACAGAAUUAAUUUUUUUCGUCAAAGUUUUGUAGAAAAAGUUGAUAAAAAUUAAAACAAGAAGAAUAUACCAAGGUCCGCAUUAUCGCACAUCCAUAACAAACAACAUUACCGCAGCCCACACAGUUUGAUGUGUUUGCUGACUGUCAAGACUUUCUACACUACUGAAAACUCAUUAAAAUCGUCAGUGAGUUAGUUUCAACAGGCUCAUUACAGUUCGGUGUCAGCUUGAAACACUUCAUUGUUUUUGCUAAACCCUGACUACAGCUUUUAAGAACAAAAUAAAACUCAUCUCUUUUGUUUUUGUUUGAAACACGGAUCGUGAUAAUUACUCGAGAAUUAGCAAAUAAAAUAACCGCGUCAAAACACUUGCACUGAGAUGGUCAUGACGUGUUCGUACGAUUUCCCUUUACCCCGAGUGUUAAUUGUUGUAAACACGUGGAUAUCUUUUUCCAGCCAUCUUAACCAUACGCGUAGUCCGUAAAAGCGCAUAUACACCUGAUUGGAAUCAACAUGUCUCAGAAAAAUGGUAAAGGGGAAAUUUGAGAUUUGACAUUUUCCCCGCAUUUUAUUCAUGAGAUAAAGACAAAAGGCUAUAUAUGACGUCAUCAGCGUUAAUGUUUUCAAUAAUGAGAUUUCAUUUCGACAAAACUGAAUCUCUUAAUUUCAUCCCUACUAAAUUGUUAUCACUUCUUUCUUGGUGUAAACUCAGAAUAAGUAACAUUAGCAUGCAAAUGAAAGAUAUUAAAAGCGCAUCGACGUUUAAAAAAAGCACUUUAGGAGCAUUCAACAUAUUAACAUAAAUAAAAUGGCCUCUCUGAUACUGGUAAAAGCAUCUCUUUAAUGAUUAACACAUCCUACGGGUUGCCCUCCCCAGAGCCCCACGAGGUUAUUGGAUUGGCUGGUCCCCAGGCUCAUUGGUCCGCGGGGCCAACGUAAACAAAACACAUAGCACGAAGGCCUGGGACGUAAGCAAUUCAAGUUCUGUUGCACAUGUAUUUGUUGUGUAUAAGAUGUGGCAAGAUAUAAUUGUUUUAGUAAAUUUCUGUGGGUAUUGACUACACAAUAACAUUUUGCCAAACUAAAAAAAUUAAAACAUGUAUUUACGCUCUGCUAGGAAAAUUCUGAUGACUCAAGCAUAUUUGCAUGCAGCUUGUGUUGCUGGAUCUUACAGCGAUGUUAAUGAAGAAAACGUCACGUAGACUUGUUGCACCGACAACAGUCCGGGCCACAACCAGAUCUGGAUAUGUGAUGACGUCACCCACAUUUGCAAAAUGGCGCCCACGCCGAGAAACACGAGGGAAGGUCACUUCCAGGCUCUUUGCUGCGCCUAGAAGUGUCUUUUCCCCAUACUACUUUGAGAGCUGUGACUUUAGACAAUGAGAAAUCAGGGGUGUGAAGAAAAAAUGCCGUCCGAUGAACGUUUGUGUGUUCUUGGGAGGUAAAAAGACCGAACACGAGAGUCGGGAGAGUUUCAGCUCAAAGAAAUGUUGGACAAGGCGCAAGACAUCUGAAAAAAGAAGGUGAGUUUCAAUUUUCUGAUCCUUGAAAAAAUGUUUUGUAAUCUACAUAAAAUUUGCUUGUUGGUGGUAGUCUUUUUCGUGUAGUGCAUAGCGAAUUCAAAUAGUGCUGUGCUUUGGAAGAUGCAACAGUCAGUUGCGCCGUUCACGUGCCGGUUUUCAUUGUAACGCCAUGUUUAUUUUAUGUUAUCUUGCAGUCGGAUGAAAAAGCAAAAGCACCUUGUUUUUGUGGCAAAAAGAUGCCGCCGGUUUGUUCGUGGAGAACCGUAACCAUGGACUUGCCUGAUCACAAAGUGGCAAUAACAAAACAGUUCAAACACUGUUAAGCUUAUUCAAAAGCUAUUAUCAAGGAAGGGAAUACGCGCUCCAGUCAGAAGACUCACAUUUAUAGAAAAACACCAAGCUGGAGUCUACUGAGUCAUAAUGCAUUUCUCCAUAGUUGAUGCAGCUUCAGUUAAAACUGCAGUUAAUUCUUAUAAUUUUGUAUCUGUUAAUCACUAUCUGUGAUAAUUUAACAUCCUGCAAAGAAAACUCAUGAGCUGGGCCCCGCGUGAUACAACAUUGCAAAAAAAAAAAAAAAAAAUUAUUUACAUUCACGGACUAACAAAAAUCGCUUAGUUAUUCAGAUCCAGAAGGCACUUUGGAGAAAAUCAGAACCCUUAUUCAGCCGCAAUAAAAUGCUUUACGCUUCAAAAACUGAGGUCACAGAAAAUGCUGAAAAUCCUUCAGACCAGAUACAAAAAAACCACAGUAAAUCGAUAUGUGUGCCGUAAUGAUCUCUCAGUGUGAAACAAGCGGCUAAAUUCACAAUUGCUCAGUAAAAAUGGGGUACAACCUUCCAGAUCAUAACCUACCCAACAGAAGAAAAAAACUUAAUUGGAACGAGCAGCAUUUUUGCAUGAGGUAAAAAUCGUGUAGGCCACACAGUUUGACAGUUUUUUUUGUCAGUGAGUUAGUUUCAACAGGCUCAUUAAAGUUCGGUGUCAGCUUGGAAAACUUCACUGUUUUUGCUAAACCCUGACUACAACUUUUAAGAACAAAAUAAAACUCAUCUCAUUUGUUUUUGUUUAAAACACGGAUCGUGAUAAUUACGGAAGAAUUAGCAAAUAAAAUAAACUCGUCAAAGCACUUGCACUGAGAUGGUCAUGACGUUUUCGUGCGUUUUUCCCUUACCCUAAUUGAGUGCUAACCAGCCAUCUUAACCACACGCGUGCACUGGUCACCCAGCCGGCAUCUACACCUGAUUGCAAUGAAUUUGUCUUAGAAAAAUGGUAUAAUUAAAAGGGAAAUGAAAAUAGAAAAAGCCAAAUAGGCGUUUUGGGGGCAUAGAAGCAAAGACAGUAGGCGUAUGUUGAAAAUAAAAAACGGCAAGCCUAAUUAAUUUCGAUUUGUUUUUUUGCGUUUUUAAUUUCAGUUCCUUUCCUCUGAUUUAACUAUAACAACGCUAUUGCAAUUAGGUCUACAUGUAUCGCUUAACUUCUGGGAAGGAGUGAUUGCUCAAGCUUAUAGUAAACUUUAAAAAAUCUUGAGUUAUCGGAAUUUCCUUCAAAUUACUGCGAUGUCAAGUUGCCAAUGCGCCGCCAACAUAAGACCUAAAAAGUUAGGAAAAUCAUCCGUGAGUUUAAGUUUCACCUGUGACAUAACACCUGGCUCAUCAUAGUUCGGUCAGUUAGAUUGCUCGACCUUUCUUGGCCCUGUGAGCUUUCUUUUACGUUUAGUUAAUAGAUUUUGCACGUUUCUGACUCUAUAAAUUACUUCUGAUCAUUAUUUAUUAAUACGCAACAAAUGAACGUUUAUAGCCCGUUUAGGUAAAUAGUCUUGACUGUAGACAUGUCGACAUGAUAUCAGCUUUGACCCAAAUUCAAAUAGUAUAUUUAAAUAAAACUCUCACUUGCAGGUCAUUGCGCCGAAGUGGAAAAUGGCCCUGGAAAAUUUUACUGAAGACGAAAACCAUAAAACUGUCCAAGAACUGUACUGCACGGCUGAAUUUGUCAGAGGUGUAGAUGGCGAGCUUAUAUUCCUUUCAGCUCUAAAUAUCUUUUUUUCCGUCACUGCAUUUCUGGGGAACACUCUGAUCCUAGUUGCUCUGCACAAGGAAACUUCACUUCAUCCGCCGUCCAAACUCCUGUAUCGUAACCUAGCGAUAACUGAUCUUUGUGUUGGUAUCAUUGUAGAGCCUUUGUUUGUGACUUAUUGGACUUCUGUUGUGAAAGAAAGAUGGGAUAUUUGCUAUUACGCACUUUGGGCAGUAACUUACUCAGGUUUUAUUUUGUGUACAGUGUCUUUAUUAACAUUGACUGCAAUAAGCGUGGACAGACUUCUCGCCUUGUUGCUGGGGCUCAGAUACAGACAAAUUGUAACUUAUAGAAGAACAUGUAUUUAA
This is a messenger RNA of Porites evermanni, 11820 nucleotides long. The record is from the annotation of a GenBank genome assembly. NCBI's taxonomy places the organism in Eukaryota, Metazoa, Cnidaria, Anthozoa, Scleractinia, Poritidae.